AUGGGGGACAUCCAUUGCGCUUGCGCACAAAUCUUGAUGCAUAUAGUCUCGAUUAAUUUCUCACAUCCAAGUUACCCCCCGAAAUGUCCACUUUUCAGCCUCUUGAACUUUAUUGAGUUGAGCUUUCCGAGGACGGCUGGGUUUUCACUAGUUCUGCUGUUUUACGAGGACCCUAGCCAGUUUAUUUCGAAAUCAAACCCAAGAGCAAGCAUUGCCAAUUCUUACGCGACUAGAGAGAUGACGCCCAUCGUUGUGGAGCCGGCAGUUUCAAAACAUCGUGAGGCCUCCGCCUACCAGUACCUAUGCUUGGUGGCACACGCGGGGCACCAAGAUGAAAAUUCAUCACCCCGCUCAGACGGCACGUCAAGCGAAGUCGAGCCUUUCGGUGCGGACAACGGCUUGCCUAGGAAAAGGACCGGUGAGCCGCCCUUGCGCGACCUUCCGGUGGAUAGCAACACCCGACAUAGCUGUCAGGCUCGUCGACUGCCUCUUGAGCUUCGCUUCACCCCGGUGAACUCCCCUACCGAUAACACGGGGCCCGUUAGGCCUAGUAGCUCUGGGAAGGUCAUCCCGCCACACCCCUCGAGCAAAGCCAAUAAAUGCCAUGCGAGGCAUUGUCGUCUCAUAGGCUUUACACCCCUCGCCGAAGAUACCCUCACCUCUUCGGAAGAAGAUUCUAUCCAAUUUCUAGGGCCUCGUAAGGUGAAAGCUAAGGAAGUUGCACCGUGUGCCCUGUUCUACAAGCGUUCGGAUGUCUUUGUCAGCUCCGAAAUGGCGAGCCAAAAUGUGCUAGCCUAUAGCGAGAACCAUUAUCGGAAUUUACGCUUCGAUGAUGAGAUCUCGAUCAGCGAAAUAGAAUAUGCUCCUCAGCCCACCAAUCAGGUGGGCAAGCAGUCCCAGCCACUCAAAGAACCGAUAAGUAUCAGUGCUCUUAGUCAAAGCGAAGUUUUCCAAGCGAACGAAAACGACCCGAAGAUCCAACCUGAGCCGCACAGCUGUAUGGAUCGAGAGCCCAUUGUACAUGCGUUUUCCAAAAAUCGAUUAACUAGUAUGCCUCUGACGUCGGAAUCCGAAUCUGGGGCUCAUUUCAGUUACGACUACUUUCACCUCUUUAGUGAUGAAACUGGGAGUCAACUCACUACUGCGAAUGGAGCUGAGCGGAUAACCCACUGGGAAAGUCCCUACAAGUCGAAUGACUUGAAUUCCGACCUGGAGAAAUCGAUUUCGAGUAUCAAUUCGUGCGGCAUCCAAUCCAGCGUAUGGGAUUCUACUCUUUCUUCGUUGACAAGGGCUACCUCGCCGGUUUCAUCAAUUUAUUCGAGCGUGGUACCAAGUUAUGAUAACAAACUGCUAGGCGCAUCUAUUCCCGAGGAAAGAUCCAUCCAAUCACAGUCCGAAUUGAUGGAAUUCUCACAUUUUACGAUCAACACUCAAAAUGAACCCGGGGGAGGUUCGAUGACCCGAGAAGCGUUUAAUUGGGAAGUAGAUCAUGGUAGUUUAGCAGACGAUGAAAAUGAUUCGGACUGUUCCAGUGUCCAACUCGAGUCAGAUGACGAUCGAGAGUUGGAAGGCUACGCAUAUAAUUUCUGUGAAUUGAAUGUGAUCUCUUCCCCUUCACCCACUGGUUUCGGCAAGAAGGGUGAAACUGUACUACACAAUAAGUCUGGCAAACUCACCCCAAACAAGAUAUGA
This is a messenger RNA of Puccinia triticina, 1692 nucleotides long. RefSeq lists its product as uncharacterized. The record is from RefSeq and is a predicted model, not a curated record. Bases 1 to 1692 code for a protein of 563 amino acids. Lineage: Eukaryota; Fungi; Basidiomycota; Pucciniomycetes; Pucciniales; Pucciniaceae. The transcript has 4 exons.